GAGGAGGAGGAGGUGGAAGAGAAAGAGGAGGAGGAGGAGGAGGAAGAGGAGGAGGAGGAGGAGGAAGAGGAGGAAGAGGAGGAAGAGGAGGAAGAGGAGGAAGAGGUGGAAGAGGAAGAGGAGGAGGAGGAGGAGGAAGAGGAGGAAGAAGAGGAGGAAGAGGAGGAAGAGGAGGAGGAGGUGGAAGAGGAAGAGGAGGAGGAGGAGGAGGAAGAGGAGGAAGAGGAGGAGGAGGUGGAAGAGGAAGAGGAGGAGGAGGAAGAGGAAGAGGAGGAAGAAGAGGAAGAGGAGGAGGAGGAGGAGGAGGAAGAGGAAAAGGAGGAAGAGGAAGAGUAGGAAGAGGAGGAGGAAGAGGAGGAAGAGGAGGAGGAAGAGGAGGAGGAGGUGGAAGAGGAAGAGGAGGAGGAGGAGGAGGAGGAAGAGGAGGAAGAGGUGGAAGAGGAGGAGGUGGAAGAGGAAGAGGAGGAGGAGAAGGAACAGGAGGAAGAGGAGGAAGAGGAGGAGGAGGAGGAGGAGGAAAAGGAGGAAGAGGAGGAAGAGGAGGAGGAGGAGGAAAAGGAGGAAGAGGAGGAAGAGGAGGAGGAGGAGGAGGAGGAAAAGGAGGAAGAGGAGGAAGAGGAGGAGGAGGAGGAAAAG
This is a messenger RNA of Amphiprion ocellaris (clown anemonefish), 636 nucleotides long. RefSeq names its product cilia- and flagella-associated protein 251-like. NCBI's taxonomy places the organism in Eukaryota, Metazoa, Chordata, Actinopteri, Pomacentridae. The transcript is spliced from 2 exons. The record is from RefSeq and is a predicted model, not a curated record. The annotation marks the transcript as partial.